This is a messenger RNA of Drosophila hydei, 3544 nucleotides long. It is a transcript of the gene Nep4, whose product is annotated as neprilysin-4. Lineage: Eukaryota; Metazoa; Arthropoda; Insecta; Diptera; Drosophilidae. The coding region runs from base 188 to 3340 and encodes 1050 amino acids. Gene Ontology annotation, biological process: protein processing. Gene Ontology annotation, cellular component: plasma membrane. Gene Ontology annotation, molecular function: metalloendopeptidase activity. The record is from RefSeq and is a predicted model, not a curated record. The transcript has 4 exons.
GAUCUCGGUUCGCGCUGCUCAGUGCUCGGUUCUCAGUUCUCGGCUCUUUGGCUGGCGGCUUUUCAUUCUUUCGCAAUUGCGUCGCGAAAAAAAUUGCGUUUAAUUAAAGAAUAAAGGCCAGAGCUCGCCAUUCGGCACUAUUCGUUGCUUUUUCCAUAUUGAUUAAACAUAUUUGAAAACGUGCAUUAUGAGUCGUCACAGCCCAUUGAAGCUGACGCUGGUGCAGGUGCACGGGGUUCACCCGUCACCAAAUCCGCAUGCCGCUCGCGCCGAGCGUCGCGUCAAGUUGGGACUAGGGGUUAAUCAGCAAACGGGUCGUGUACAAUGGUGUCCCGGUCUAACCUGUUGUAAAUUGCUCUUACUGCUUCCAGUGGUGAUGCUGCCAUUGACAUUGGUGUUGCUGCUGCUACUGCGGCUGGACGGAAUGUUGCAAGCGCUGCAGCUAAGCGAACAGCGCGUGCGCGAUCAACGCAAAGCUGCAGUCUCGGUGGCCGGUUAUCUGGAUGACUACGAAUCGCUGCUGCCGGACAGCGAGAGCUACAGUGACCUAGUCAAUGAUGAGUUUCUAUUGCCGCACGCCAAGCGUACCCAGCUAGAAUUAAAAACAGCACAAAAGGCCAAACGGUGUCUGCCCUAUCGUUAUGCGAAUGGUGAGACGCUGGAGUUAGAGGAACGCAGCAUUUUGAUGAAAGAUGCCCGGACAUCCUUUCUUCCCCAUGGUUCUGCGAUAGGCGCCAUGCCAAGCGAGUGCUUCGACAAUGAGCUGUCUGAUGCCGAAAGGAAUACUGUUGUGGACGACGAUGAAGGCUACGACUUCGACACCAGUCCCAAGAAGAGCACGCCCAAACGCUAUCCGGAGAAGAAGCUGUACAUGUCUCGUCGGCGGCAGGCAGCUCGAGAACGACGUGAAGCAGAACAGGAACAGCACGCGGAGUUAGCUGAGAUCUCACUACAAUCAUUUUGGAAUGAGCAGGGCACACGGGAGGAUAUACGUCUAACACAGUCCAAGACCAUGCAGCGUUACAUGAACAGACAUGUAGAUCCGUGCGUGGAUUUUUACCAGUUCGCCUGCGGUAACUGGGAGAGGCUGCAUCCCAUACCUAAGGAUAAGGCGGGCUUCGAUACUUUCGAGAUGCUACGUGAGAGUCUGGACUUGGUGCUGCGCAAUCUGCUGGAGAAGAAUCCGCAGUCACCAAGCUCAGAAACUCGUGUGCGGCAAAACGUAUUCAAACUGAACGAACAGGAGCCGGAAACGGAUCAAGCAUCCGAAUUGAAGGCUGAGCGUCUCCGUCGCCAUAUUGUCCAUCGGCGGGACUUGCUCAAUCGGGUGCUAGUGCGCUAUAAGCGCUUUACCAAUGGCACCAAACGUAAAAGGCUCUUUGAGCCAGUGCGUGAAAGGAACAGAGAGCAGGAUUCUCCAUCGCCUUCUGCGCUACAUAUUAAAGAUAAGGACAAUGACAGGGACAAGGACAAGUACAAGGACGAAGGAAUACCGGUGCAAGCAACUAGCAAAGAAUUUCUAAAUCCCAAACACGACGCUCAAGUGAAGGCCAAGAAUCUUUACAAGUCGUGCGUGAAUAGCGAGCUGCUUAAUCGCCGCGGCCUGGAGCCGCUGCACUCGCUCAUUCGCCAGUUGGGCGGCUGGCCAGUACUUGACAACGAUUGGCGUAGCACCCACUUCAACUGGCAACAGCUAGCCGCCACGCUGCGUCGCUACAACAACGACAUACUUAUCGUCCAAUGGGUGGGCGCUGAUAUCAAGAACUCUGAGGAAAAUAUCAUACAGUUUGAUCAAACCGGGCUGGGUCUGCCCACGCGGGAAUACUUUCUACAGCAGAGCAAUGCCAAGUAUUUGACGGCCUAUCAGCGUUACAUGUCCGAGGUGAUGAACUUGCUAGGUGCCAGCAAAGCGGAUGCAACGCACACUGCCACCGAACUUAUUGCCUUCGAGACUAGGUUGGCAGCGAUAACAGCACCAGCCGAGCAAAGACUCAAUGUAACCAAACUUUACAAACGGAUGACGUUACAGCAACUGAAGGCGACGGUGCCCCAGAUUGACUGGACUGCAUAUUUGAGUACCCUUCAGGGCCGCGAUGUCAACGAUACGGAACAGGUGGUAAUCUAUGCGGUGGAUUAUAUGAAGCAGCUGGUGGCUCUGCUUGACGUUACGGAGCCCCGCAUAGUGGCCAACUAUAUGAUGUGGCGGUUUGUACGACAUCGCAUCAACAAUGUUGAUGAUCGCUUCGAUGACAUCAAGCAGAAUUUCUAUCAUGCGCUCUUUGGGCGCGAAGAGAGCCCACAACGCUGGAAGGUGUGCAUAGCACAGGUGAACACGAAUAUGGGCAUGGCCGUAGGUUCUAUGUUUGUGAGUCGUUAUUUCGAUGACAAUAGCAAGAGAGAUACAUUGCGGAUGACCCAUGAGCUGCAGCAAGCAUUCCGGGAUAUACUGAAGACCACAGACUGGUUAGAUCAAACGACUAAGCUACUGGCCGAGGAGAAGGUAAAUGCGAUGUCUCUAAAGAUUGGCUAUCCUGAUUUCAUACUUAAUACCGAAGAGCUGAACGAGAAGUAUGCUGGCAUUGAUAUACAUCCAGAAAAAUACUUUGAGAAUACGCUCAAUGUGCUGCUGCACACGGCCAAGAUGGAACAGGCCAAGCUACACGAGCGUGUAAACAAAACCAACUGGCAGACGGCACCGGCUAUUGUUAAUGCCUACUACAGCCGCAACAAGAACCAGAUCAUGUUUCCCGCUGGCAUACUACAGCCACCCUUCUAUCAUCGUCAUUUUCCCAAAUCUUUGAACUUUGGCGGCAUCGGAGUGGUCAUUGGGCACGAGCUUACCCAUGGCUUUGACGAUAAGGGUCGGCUCUUCGAUAGCAAUGGCAACAUACACAAAUGGUGGACGGACUCGUCCAUCCGCGGUUUUGACGACCGCGCGCGCUGCAUCAUUUCACAGUACGGCAAUUAUACGGUCGAAGAAGUGGGCAUAUCUCUCAAUGGCGAAAGCACGCAAGGCGAGAAUAUUGCGGACAAUGGCGGACUGCGGCAAGCUUUUCACGCUUACAUGCGUUGGUUAAAUGAAAACCCCAACGAAGCCAGGGAUGAGAUGUUGCCGGGACUAAAUAUGACCGGACCACAGCUAUUCUUUUUAAAUUUCGGUCAGGUGUGGUGCGGGGCCAUGCGGCCGGAGGCUAUACGCAACAAGCUAAAUACAGCCAUACAUAGUCCUGGACGUUAUCGUGUCAUCGGCACCCUCUCCAACUCUUACGAUUUUGCACGCGAAUUCAACUGCCCGGCAGACACGCCCAUGAAUCCCCAGAAGAAGUGCAGUGUCUGGUAGUCGCGGCCCAUUGUUACCUACUGCUUGAAAGUAUUACAGGCGAUCCACUCCUAAAAUUAACCAGCGCACGACAGUUGGAUCUAACGCUAAUUAUUGCGCUGAUUUUAGGACCUGUCCCAUGCCUGACUUGCCAUUAAAAAUAAACUACCAGGAUAUAUUAGCAACUGUGUUUAUACAAAGAUAUUAAAACCAAAGUGUGCCAAA